Messenger RNA from Acaulospora morrowiae, 1629 nucleotides. The record is from the annotation of a GenBank genome assembly. Lineage: Eukaryota; Fungi; Glomeromycota; Glomeromycetes; Diversisporales; Acaulosporaceae.
AUGAGCGAGCAUGCGCCUGAGGUUAUAUUGCAGCACAAUGCCAAAAAGCGAAGGUCAAAGAAAAAAACGGGUGAAAAACAGGCAAGUUCGGGAAGAUCGAAAAAGCUGAAUCAAAAACAACAACUUUUGAAACAAAGCCUUGAGACGCGCAAAGCCUUUGAGCAGUUAUCUUUGGAAUGGCAAGAAAAACUUUACGAGACCGUUCAACUCCAUGUAUUGCAAGAAUCGGCGAAAUAUCUACGACCGCAACAGUACCUAGAGGUCAUUGAAGAAAGAAACGUUGAUAACUUGUGUGGGUAUCCCCUUUGUUCCAAUGCUCGACAAGUGAUUAAAGGACAAUUCCGGAUAUUGAAUCGAGAAAGGAUAAUAUAUGACUUGACAGAAUUGAAAUGUUAUUGUUCGACGAUUUGCUUCACUUCUUCAAAAUUUUUUGCUACACAACUAUCUGAUGAGCCUUUAUAUCUCAGAGAUCUAAAAGCUUGGAGAGCGGUGGAAGUAAUUCCACUUGGUGUCGACACAUAUUUAUCACGUGCAACAUUAAGGGAAAUCGUUAAACAGGAAUUGGAUUCGAAAAGGUUUAAUGACGAGAAAAAUACUCGUAGAGAUUAUGUGAAAAGCUUGAUGACCGAUCUUCCAACUGCGCCUCCGGGAUUAUGCAUUAAAGAAAAGGAUGUCCAGGAGCCAAUAAUGACGUUUGGUCAAGGUCACGCAUAUGAUGCGAUAGAAGGGUAUCGCAUAGAUUUUCAAAAAGUUGGAGACUCGGAAAAAAAUAAAUCCCCAACACUCUUGUUGCCAAAAGAAACAGGUGUCAACAAUGAGGACGAAAAAUUGAAAACGGAAGAAGAAGAAUACGAGUUAGCAAUGUCAAUUGCUAAUUCGAUGUUUAAGAAUGGUCGAUUUCAAUAUUCUGAAACUGAAGAUCAAGAAGAUACCGUGUUAAAUGAAUCCCAAAAGCAAGUUCUAAAGAAACAAGAUGUGAUACCGAAAGAACCUUUUAGGACACCCUCGGACAACACAGAAAAUAGUUUGGUUAAAAAUGAACAAUCCCCUACUAAAUCAAGUAAUUCAAAGAAGUCUCAUAAUAACACGCCUGUAAAGAAAAGAAGAGAAGUUUUGCAGAUGUCAUUGUUUGGUAGAAUCUGGACAGCUCUGGAUCGAAUGACAACUUCGUAUACGAGGUUCUACUUUAAGAAAUUAGGCCUUCUCAAUAUAGAUGAUGCAGAUACAAAACAGAAAGUAGUACUGGAAGAACCAUAUCGAAAUCCGGAAGAUAACGAGAUAAUGAUUACAAGAAUUCAAAUAUUCACUGAGAAGGUCAUGGAAUGCUUUUACCUUCUAAAGUCGCAACUCUCGAUUACUGUCAACAUCGAAAGUGAACUCAUAGAACUAAUGAGCACAUUUACACUUGAUAAUACAUCAGUCAUGCGGAGUAAUUUAGAAAACAACAUAUUAUGUAUGGUGUUUAUAUAUGCCUUAUCGGUCGAUAUCCCACAGCUUCGCGAAAACAUUUUUGCGCCUAAUCCCAAUGAUGACAAUCGCGGAUUAUUCGUUGUUCUUCUUGAAAGCAUGAACAUGACCAUCGAAGAAUUAGAUGCUUUUAUUAGAAUUCUUCGUGUUGGAUCGACUUAA